This is a messenger RNA of Maylandia zebra (zebra mbuna), 2908 nucleotides long. RefSeq names its product insulinoma-associated 1a (gene insm1a). The record is from RefSeq and is a predicted model, not a curated record. NCBI's taxonomy places the organism in Eukaryota, Metazoa, Chordata, Actinopteri, Cichliformes, Cichlidae. Gene Ontology annotation, molecular function: DNA-binding transcription repressor activity, RNA polymerase II-specific; RNA polymerase II cis-regulatory region sequence-specific DNA binding. Gene Ontology annotation, biological process: neuron differentiation; negative regulation of transcription by RNA polymerase II; regulation of cell cycle process. Gene Ontology annotation, cellular component: nucleus; transcription repressor complex.
UACAAUAAAACCCUCAGGUACAUCUGCUUUGCAAUCUGCAAAUCCGCCCUCCUCCUCCUAGCUUCCAUCAGCCUCUCCAUCCUCCCACACCCACUCCCCAAAUCCACAGGGGACCUCGGCUCCUUCUGAUUGGUCGGGGAUGAGGCAACGAGGGGGGGACGGGAACAAUGUCAUCAUGUCGCCUUAAAAAGAGUGCAGCUAUGUUGUGGUGAAAGGACCUCGAGAGGAGAACACGGGAUCAAUAGCAGGAGGAAACAAACAAACAGAGAGAAAAAAGACGCAUCAGAUGGUUUGAUUUUGUGCGCGAGCGGCUGAAAGUGGUUUUCUUCUUCCCGCAGCGCCCAAAGUGCCUUCAGCUCCCCGCAAACAUGCCCAGAGGAUUCCUGGUAAAAAGGAACAAGAAAACCAACCCGGUGUCCUACCGGGUCCGCUCCGAGGACGAAGAAACGGACCAAACGGCGGCUGAUGCUCCGCCGCUGCUGCCGCCCUCCUCCUCCUCUUCAGCGCAUCUCGUCUCCAUCCCGGUGCGCGCGCUGACGCCUACGCCCACCUGCGGGGCGGCGGCUACGGCUCCGGAGCCGGAUGCUAAGCUGCAGUUCGGGAACCCGGAGGCGGUGUAUCAGUCUCUGUAGCCCACCCGCCCCGUCAGCCACGAGCACGACCGCUCCUACUCCGAGGCCCGCUUCAGCCUCGGCUCGCCGGUUUCCGCGGAGUCUUUUCCCACACCGGCAGCCAUCACCGCCCUGGAUCACCUCUUCGCCCCGGUGGACCUGAAGAUCGGCUCCAGCAACAGCAGCCGCCCCGAGAGCAGCUCGUCAUCCGCCGGGACGCUCCCCGCCGCUGCAACCGGUGGCUCCAAGCGCUGCGCCAACGACGCCGAGCGCAAAGGCAAGCCGCCGUCCAAGAAAACCAAAGCCAUCCGCAAACUGCACUUUGAGGAUGAUGUCACUACGUCUCCGGUUCUCGGGCUGAAGAUUAAAGAGGCGCCGGUGGACCAGAAACCUCCCCGAGCGCCACCGGCCGGAGGAGACCACGUCCCGCUGGGGGAGUUUGUGUGCCAGCUAUGCCGGGAGGCGUACGCAGACCCGUUCGCUUUGGCGCAGCACAAAUGCUCCAGGAUAGUCCGGGUUGAGUAUCGGUGUCCCGAGUGUGACAAGGUGUUCAGCUGCCCGGCCAACCUCGCCUCCCAUCGGCGCUGGCACAAACCGAAGCCGCAAAAUACGCCGAGCGACAAGGUGUCCGCGUCGAAGACGGCCUCGGAUGAAGCAAAGGAUUCUAGUGACAGGGACACACCCAGCCCCGAGCCGUCCGAGUCCGGUUCAGAGGACGGACUGUACGACUGCAGUCAGUGCGGGAAGAGGUUUAAGCGCCAAGCCUACCUGCGGAAACACCUGGCGUCGCAGCACGGGUCCCCAAAAGCGGCGGCGGAGGAGGACGCGGCGGGCUGCGAGCAGAGCGCGGCGCCGCUCAACCUGAGCGCCUCCUGCUGCCACCUGUGCCCCGUGUGUGGGGAGAACUUCACCAGCAGAGGCAGCCAGGAGCGGCACAUCCGCCUGCUGCAUUCCUCACAGGUGUACUCGUGCAAAUACUGCCCCGCAGUCUUCUACAGCUCACCGGGACUCACGAGGCACAUCAACAAAUGCCACCCGUCCGAGAACCGGCAGGUGAUCCUGCUGCAGAUGCCGCUCCGCCCCGCCUGCUGAUCCCGAACUGUGGACUGGCACACACCGGGAAUCAGAGUCCACCCGCGUGUUUCUUUUUGUUUUUAGGAUUUCAGAGUUCCACUGAAAAAUAAAAAACAUCUGUACCCUAAAGCACACUUCCUUAAACUGAGUAACAGAUGUAAAGAGGUUUGUGAGAAGUUGUAACUCUGGGAGUAAUUCUGUUUCACUGUAGCUAUAUAUCUCCAAAGGACAAAACCACACCGAAGUCCAAUCUUCCUCAAAGACACGUGAAAAAUGUGCUUAUUUGUGUCUUUUCGAGUAAAAAUUAUCGUCAAAUAAUUCACAUUUUCUGUGGUAAACAGAGAGCCAAGCAUGCUCUCACAUAUCCACUCACACGCAGCUUGCAAGGUUUCAGUGCCUUGCUCGAGGACACUUCAGCAACCUCUGGGUGUGUGUGUGUGUUUGACUCCUCCUGGCCUGUAACCCACACCCACGCCCACCCCAACAUCACUUAAAAUGAUCCUCAAAGCUCUUUAAAAAAAAAACGUUAGACUGUUAAUUUAUUUUUCUAGCAUCUCUGCACAAGUGCUAUUAGCUCCUAGACCUAAGAGAGGAGAUGACCUGUAGGAUAUAAAGCAGACUUCGCAGGCCUGAACAGACCUUAUCUCAUCACUCUGAUUAGCUUUAACAUAGCUCGUGGAUCUGUGGAUCAGUAGCUGUCGACUGAAAACAAAAGAGAGUAAAACUAGUGUAGCCGGUAAUGCCUUUGGAUUAGAGACUCCUGCUGUAAAACUGCCUUAAACUGACCUGAUUGUUUUUAUUUAUCACUGGCUGAGCAUAUGAUGAUAAUUAUUUUCUACAAAGCCUUCUGUAUUACCAGUAUACAGUAUAUCUAAUCUUUUUUCUAUUUAUUUAUGUAUUUAUUAAAUUAUUUGUGUAAGUUACUGCUUUGUGUGGUCGAACCUGUGAUCUGUCGCUGUGUUUUUUCAUCAUGUAGCCAAAUCCUUUUUAUUUCCUUUAACUUAUGUGAGGGCGGCGUGUUCAUGUGGCAUUAUAGCAAUCAGUGAGCCGCUCCUGAAGACAAACCGAAUGCAAUCAUGUUUUAAUUUAUUAUGAUGAUGAUGAUGAUUAUUUAUUUUGGUUUUGUUGUAACCCUUAGCUCUUAUACUGCUUUGGAUGUUUCUGCAGUAUUUUGCUAAAUGUCCAAAUAAAAAAAUAAAAUAAAAAAUAAAGACCAAACUGAG